Messenger RNA from Tarenaya hassleriana, 1384 nucleotides. RefSeq names its product RHOMBOID-like protein 2. Gene Ontology annotation, cellular component: membrane. Gene Ontology annotation, biological process: proteolysis. Bases 310 to 1263 code for a protein of 317 amino acids. Gene Ontology annotation, molecular function: serine-type endopeptidase activity. NCBI's taxonomy places the organism in Eukaryota, Viridiplantae, Streptophyta, Magnoliopsida, Brassicales, Cleomaceae. The record is from RefSeq and is a predicted model, not a curated record. The transcript is spliced from 6 exons.
UCAGGGUUUUUUCGUUGUUAUGAGUAGCAGGAGAGCCAGGAGAAGAAACCUUGGGAGGGCUGUCACCACCGCCUAAUCUGCCAUUGACACACCACCAAAAGCAGCUUUCUUUCUCAGAGAGAGAGAGAGAGAGAGAGAGAAUAGUUUUAGUGGGAAAAGGGUAGAAUUCUCUGUCGUGAAUUCGAUUCAACGGUUGAAUCUCCCAAAUCCAGAAAGGGAAAAGAGUGAAAAAGGGCUUUAUAUAAACCCAAACCCAGAUCGAGUUCUUCACAAAUUCGAGGAAGUGGUUCUGAAAUUUCUCGCAGAACAAUGUCGAGUAGAGAUGUGGAGAGAGGAGGGAAGAACAGAGGAAACAACAGUUAUUUCUACGAUGAAUCUUCAGGAGACACACAGUGGACGUCGUGGCUGAUCCCUGCGAUCGUUGUGGCGAACGUCGGCGUUUUCAUCGCCGUCAUGUUUGUCAAUGACUGUCCGAAAACUGUUUCCGGCGGCCGAGGAAAUUGCGUGGCUGGGUUUCUCGGGAGGCUCUCGUUUCAGCCUCUGAGGGAGAAUCCUCUCUUUGGUCCAUCUUCUUCGACAUUGGAGAAAAUGGGAGCUUUGGAAUGGAGAAAAGUUGUGAAAGAACAUCAAGGAUGGAGGCUCAUCACUUGUAUGUGGCUUCAUGCCGGUGUCAUUCAUCUUCUUACAAACAUGUUGAGUUUGGUCUUCAUCGGUAUCCGCCUCGAACAGCAGUUUGGCUUCAUACGAGUGGGGAUGAUCUACCUCAUGUCGGGACUCGGUGGAAGCGUAUUAUCUUCACUCUUCCUUCAGCAGAGUAUCUCUGUUGGUGCCUCAGGUGCUUUGUUCGGACUUCUUGGAGCUAUGCUUUCCGAGCUCCUCACCAACUGGACUAUCUACGCCAACAAAGCUGCUGCCCUGUUAACGCUCGUGUUCAUCAUAGCCGUGAACUUAGCCCUCGGAAUGCUUCCUCGUGUGGAUAACUUUGCCCACAUCGGAGGGUUCUUGACAGGAUUCCUUCUCGGAUUCGUCCUCCUGGUACGGCCUCAGUUCGGCUGGGAAGAAUCACGUGUUGCUUCGUACGGCGUCCGUACCAAACCCAAGUACAAUGCUUGCCAGUACGGCCUCUUCAUUACCGCCGCCCUCUUGCUCGUCCUCGGGUUAACAGUGGGGCUGGUGAUGCUGUUCAAAGGGGAGAAUGGGAAUAAGCAUUGCAAAUGGUGUCAUUACCUAAGUUGUGUUCCUACUUCCAAAUGGACCUGUUGAUUGUGUUCAAUUUCAUACAAAAAAUAUUGUCUAUCUUCCUCUUCUUCUUCUUUGUGUUCAACUCAUCAUCUAAUGUUAUCUAUUUUUCAAGUUUUUUUAAAAAAAAAAAUUUGAUUGUGUA